AAGCCCUCUUCAUUAAAUCCCCUCAGUCUCCGGUGUAAGCAUUAAGCAGAAGAAAAUCUCUGUACCCCUUAUUUUAUUCUUUCUUGUUUAAACUAAAAUUUUCCCAUCAUCAGACGCGAGAAAACCAACCAGAAUCGCUCACUACUGCUCUCUUGGCUCCUAAUUAAUGGAAGCUUGAGUUAGCUUUCGUGCAGUGCAGCAGUAUCAUAUAUCUCAUCGAACUCCUUCACUGAUUGUUGGGGUCGAAGAUGGGAUUCUUGGAUGUGCUGGUAGUGGCAUUAAUCCCGGUGCUGGAAGUUCUAGUGGUCACUGGAAUUGGAUUAUCUCUCGCGCUACAUCGCAUAAAUCUGUUGGGACCCACUGCUAGACACAAUCUCAAUAAUCUUGUAUUCUACGUGUUAAGUCCUGCGCUGGUGGUUAGCCAACUCGGAGAAACUAUUACUUUUUCAAGUCUGGUUUCCUUGUGGUUUAUGCCAGUGAAUAUCCUCCUUACCUUCAUAAUUGGCUCGGUGUUUGCCUGGAUUCUUAUUAAAAUCACUAAAACUCCACCUCAAUUCCAAGGUCUCGUCAUUGGUUGCUGUUCUGCUGGAAAUUUGGGAAACUUGCUUCUCAUUGUUGUUCCAGCAGUGUGUGAAGAGUCAAAUAGUCCAUUUGGAGAUUCAACCAUCUGUUCUACUUAUGGAGAAGCUUAUGCUUCCCUUUCCAUGGCGGUGGGAACUGUAUACAUAUGGACCUACGUAUAUUUUAUCAUGCGAAUAUAUGCAGAUAAGAGUGUUGCGGCUACCAAUAACCAUACAAAUGAAACACAAACAUUUCUAGAAAGUUGCACUGAAUCACUACUACUUCCUUCAACGGAAAACUCCAGUUCCAAUGCCCUUUCAAGAACUGCGUCCGAGGGAAAACUGUCUUAUUUGGGGAGAGCUUUCCAGCGCAUUAAAAAUUUUGCAGAAAAGAUCAACCUGAAGAUGGUUUUUGCUCCUUCCACAAUAGCAGCUAUUAUUGGGUUUAUUAUUGGGACAGUCUCUCCAAUCAGGAAGUUGAUAAUUGGCGACAGUGCUCCUCUUCGUGUGCUUGAGAAUUCUGCAUCUUUGCUGGGGGAGGCAACAGUUCCAUCUAUGACCCUGAUGGUGGGAGCAAACCUUUACAAAGGUUUAACAACAUCAGGAGUAAACACAUGGGUGAUUGUUGGAAUUAUAGGAGUGCGAUAUAUUUUGAUGCCUCUGUUGGGCCUUGGUGUAGUGAAAGCAGCAUACCAUUUUGGUAUGGUUGGAUCAGACUCAUUAUAUCAGUUUGUUCUUAUGCUUCAGUAUGCACUUCCGCCUGCAAUGGCCGUAGGCAUAAUCGCGCAGCUGUUUGAAGCUGGAGAGAGUGAAUGUUCUGUGAUCAUGUUGUGGACUUACGUCGUGGCUGCAUUUGCUCUUACCCUUUGGUGCACCUUAUAUAUGUGGUUUAUCUAGUGAUUUGCAGUCCAAAAUUUUUUGGAACACCACUGCCAAAGCCAUGCACUUUCAGGCAGAGCCACAAAAUGGGGUUUUAGCAAUUAAUUAGAUGGCAAUGUAAUCGAAAAUCGCAGGAUUUUAAGGGGUUUCUCUCUCCGUGUAAUCAGAAUAUAGAUUUGAUAAUAAGCAUAUCCUAUAGAAUAUUUUCUGGUA
Hevea brasiliensis (rubber tree) is the source of this 1652-nucleotide messenger RNA. Its product is annotated as protein PIN-LIKES 3. Gene Ontology annotation, cellular component: membrane. The record is from RefSeq and is a predicted model, not a curated record. Lineage: Eukaryota; Viridiplantae; Streptophyta; Magnoliopsida; Malpighiales; Euphorbiaceae. Gene Ontology annotation, biological process: endoplasmic reticulum to cytosol auxin transport. The transcript is spliced from 9 exons. Bases 249 to 1457 code for a protein of 402 amino acids.